AUGAUCUCGUCUACACCCUCGAAAACCGCUACACAAUGCGCAAGUCAAGGCAGAAAGAGAAGACGGGCAGAGGUUCCAAACCCAGCAAAUACUUUGGAUGGAUUAGUGCAGAGACGAGUGGAAGAGGGGAAAGGACUCUCGGGGAGAUAUCUCACAGAGAAUGAAGCUAUUGAGAGUCCCGAGGAUCAUCAACAAGUACAGCCAGUUCCCACCGGAACCACUAGCGAUCCGGAUGUCUCAGCUAGAACAUGCUCGAUUUGUGGAUAUCAGGGGAAAUGGGUUUCCGAGAUGAUCCGUCAUAAAAGAGUACACACGCCAGAUCGUCCAUUCAAAUGCCGAUACUGUUCACGGACAAGUAAAUGGAAAGCUGACUUGAUUCGACACGUUGCAAAAACUCACGGCAUCCGCGUUGUCUCAAAGUACAGCCGCUCGAAAGCGUUCGAUCCGAAGAAGUCUCCGAAUCCGGCGGUUUUCACAGAAACGCGUGUCACUCUUCCACCACCACUUCCGCAAGCUGUCCCUCAACGACGAAUGCUUCAGAUCUAUGCCUGCAAUCGCUGUCCCUUCGAGACGGAGCACCUCUCCAUCUUCCACAUUCAUUCCAAUUCAGCUCAUCAUCUUUCCCAAUAUUCUUGUCUUUGUGGACACUCGUUUGAAACGAUCGAAAUAGCGCAAGAACAUUGUCAAAAGAAUGGAUUCCCAACGGAGCAUAUGAGUGCAAAUUUCACCAUCAGAUAUCAAAGAGAAGCCCCAUCAGUCUCGACUCUUUCCCCCAUCGCUCACUCGGAUUCCUCAGCUGAUUCGGGUGUUCACAGUGACACUGAUGAUUCCGAACAAGAGACUUUCCCAGCCUCAACUUUAUCUCCAGCCUUCAAUGGGAUUGAUCCACUAUUCCUCUCUUCGCUCUUCCCCUUAAUCCCUCUCCCCUCCCCAUCCCAUCCGAUCUCUCCACUCCCACUCUCCUCUCCAUCUCCGUUUCUUCUCCCACAAUUCGAUCUCUCUACAUUACUUCUGGCUCUACAGGCUCAAGCACAGGCAAAUCUUGGACAAAUUCCUCUCGUUUCCCCAUCAGAAAACUCGGCUUUUUCUCCGGCUAGAGGCAAAAAAAUGGUCGAAAAGGAGGCGGAUACAAAGGAUAUUGGUUGUUCACUGUGUGAGGCGGUGUUCUCCUCGCAUUCAUCCCUCUCUUCACAUCUCUCAUUUCACGGAUCAUCCCGCCCGCAUCAGUGUCCAAAUUGCAAUUAUGCGGCUGGGAAAAGGACGAAUCUCCACCGUCACACUUCCACUCAUCACCGGCAAUUCCCGACUCAAAUCUUGACCAGUUUACCAGAGAUUCCUGAAGAGCAAGAAGAAGAAGAAGAAGAAGAAAUGUCUGAAGAGGAUCAACAAAUUCUUGACGUUGAGCUU
Mesorhabditis belari is the source of this 1407-nucleotide messenger RNA. The record is from the annotation of a GenBank genome assembly. NCBI's taxonomy places the organism in Eukaryota, Metazoa, Nematoda, Chromadorea, Rhabditida, Rhabditidae.